AGACAGUUUGACACAGCCAAACAAGAGGAUGUUGGAAUUGAGCUGAAAGUGAAAGCUACAGUGACACUGGUGGACAUUUCGGAUCGUGAUCUGUGGAUGGAAUUACGAAGAGAUAAAAGGUGGGUCCCGAUAAAACCACUUUGAAGAGCCGUAACAGUAGUUACACUACAACUGGUAGACUACAGUCACACAGGUAGCUAUGACUUCCAGAAAGCCCAGAAGAAGAGGUUUUUUUUCUCAUGAAUUCUGUUCCACCCACUGGUUAAUUCCUCUUUCAGUUCCUGAUUAUGCUGCUGGUUAAACUGAUGUAUUUAGCUCUUCAAUUCUGUUCUUAAAGUCAGAACAAAACAGAAGAGGAGCAAGUUGGAUUAAAUCUAAACAGAUUUCCAUUCAUCUACGUCUCUGUUUCUUCGUGAUACCUGGAAUAAUCACUAGACUCCUGGAAAAGGGGGCUCCCAAGCGUCUGAGUCUGAGCAACCCUCUGCCGAUAUGAACAAUGAGACUUCGGAGGGCUUCAUUUGUCCACAGUGCAUGAAGUCCCAUAAUUCUGCUGAGGAGCUUUUCAAGCAUUAUGAAGUUUACCAUGAGCCUCAGGAGCAGCCCUCUCACCUUAGCCCGGGCAGGGAUGAUUUGGCUCUUUUGCGGCGGGAAGUGCAGGAUUUACAGGCUUCAUUAAAGGAAGAACGAUGGUUUUCAGAGGAACUGAAAAAAGAACUAGACAAAGCCCAAGGACAACUGAAGCAAGGGGCACAGAAUGAUGGGCAGGCUGGCACAGAGGAAUCGGAGCUGGAGAUGAAGCUGCAUGAAGCUGAGACUGAGAAGUUCAACAUCAAACAGAUGAAAGAUCUGUUUGAACAGAAGGCUGCCCAGCUGGCCACUGAGAUAGUAGACAUCAAGUCUCGUUACGAUGAGGAAAAGAGUCACAGAGAGGUGGCAGAGCAGAGACUGGCCAGUGUGCAGCAGGACCUUCAGAAGGAGAGGCAGGAGAAAGACAGACUUGCCACAGAGCUGCUUCAGAGGCCUGGAGUAGAGGAUGUGGAUGUGCUGAAAAAGGAGCUGGUGCAAGUGCAGACACUGAUGGACAACAUGACACGUGAAAGAGAGGAGGAGUCAGAGCGCCUCAAAAACCAGUAUGAACAGCUGCAGGUUAACUUCACUACCUCAGAGAUUCGUAAAUAUGAGACAACUAUCGCCCAGCUGAAGGCCGAACUGGAAAAGGGUCCCCAAGAAGCUGCUGUUUACACCCAACAGAUUCAUCAACUACAGAGCAACCUGAACAACCUCCAGCAACAGAGUCAGCUACUGUCAGAAAAGUUGGCCCGCAAGGAGAAGGAGAACCAGGAGCUGGAGGAGCGCCUGGGGCAAGAGCAGGCCUCCAAGAAGAACUUGCAAGGCAGCCUGCACCAGAGGGAGCUGGAGCUGCAGGAGGUCCAGGCACGUGCCUCUGCAGGGGAGAGUUCACUUGGCCGGACCCAGGCUGAGUUAACUGAACGCGGGGAGGAGGCGGCACGCCUCAGGCGUGAACUGGCAGAGCUGGAGAGGAGCUACCAGGAGCUCAAGGCUGAGCGCAAACAGCUGCAUCAGCAGAAAGAGGAGAAAGAGAGUCAGGGUCUGCAGCAGCAGAGCGAGAUCAGUCAGCUGCAUGCAAAGCUGCUAGAGACUGAGCGGCAGCUUGGUGAAGUUCAGGGCCGGCUGAAGGAGCAGAGGCAGCUGUCUGGAGAGAAACUCAAAGACAGAGAGCAGCAGGCUGCUGAACUGCAGCUUAAACUGUCCCGAUUGGAUGAGCAGCUGAAGGAGAGCGCCACCAAGUCCACAGAUCUUCAGCACCAGUUGGAGAAAUCCAAACAGCAGCAUCAAGAGGUGCAGGCUCUCCAGCAAAGCACCAAUUGCAAGCUGCGAGAAGCACAGAAUGACUUGGAACAGGUGCUGCGUCAAAUCGGUGACAAGGACCAGAAGAUUCAGAAUCUGGAGGCCCUUCUGCAGAAAAGCAAGGCCAGCCUGAGCCAGCUGGAGGCUGAAAGAGAGGAUCUGUGUGCCAAGAUUCAGGCGGGAGAGGGAGAGGCUGCCUUGCUCAACCAGCUGCAGGAGAAGAACCACAUGCUGCAGGAACAGAUAACUCAGUUCACAGACAAGCUGAAAAAUCAGUCUGAGAGCCAUAAACAGGCCCAAGAGAACCUGCAUGAGCAGUUGCAGGAACAGAAGAGCCAGCUACGCUCAGCACACGACCGCUGCCAGGGCUUAGAGAGGACUGUGACUGAUCUGACUGCCCAGCUCACUCAGAGCAAGGAGAGACUGGCACAGCUAGACACUCAGCUAAAAGCUAAGACAGAAAUGCUGCUUUCUGCUGAAGCAGCCAAAAAUGCUCAGAGAGCUGACCUCGAGAAUCAUCUAGAAACAGCUCAGAAUGCGCUUCAGGACAAGCAGCAGGAAUUGAGUAAGGUCCAGGCACAGCUGGAGGAACAGGGUUGUAGAAUGCAGGAGAAGCAGGAACAGUGUUCUCAGCUGGAAACCAGCCUGAAGGAGAGCAGAGACAAGUUGCUGGCUGCAGAGCAGAAGACUGACACCCUGGAGAGCCAAAUCAAGAAAGCAGAGGCUGAGUUGACAGAGCUGCGCUCAGCGAGGGAGCAGGCACAGAAAGAGCAGCAGAGACAACAGCAGAAGACUAGUGAGCUAGAGAAAAAGAACAAGGAACUUGGUCGUCGGUUGGACACUGAAAAACAGGGGGCUGCAUCACUUCAGGAGGAAGUGCAAAAGAAGAGUUCUGCUUUGGCAGACACAAAAAAGCAACUUGAAGCAGUGGAGAAAAACCGAAGUGGUCUACAGACCAGCUUGGAUCAACUCACCAAGGAAGGAAAAGCACAACAGGCUGAGCUGGAGAAGAAGCUCCAGGGCCAGAGUGUAGAGCUCCAGAAGGUUCAGCAGGAGAGGGACACGCAGGGUAAAGAGCUCACUUCGGUAAAGGAGGCUCUGAGCAAGACCUCUGCAACAUUGAAAGAGAGCCAGACUCAGUUGGAGAAGGCAAAGAAAAACAGUGCAGCAGCUCUAGAGGAGAAGGAAAAAGCUCACCAGAAGGCACAGCAGGAGCUUCAGAAGAGUGUGGAAGCUACAUCUAAAGAACUGAGUACAGCUAAAUCUCAGCUGGAGAAAAUAGCAGAGGUGGAGAAGGGACUUCAAGCCCAGCAGACAGCAUUGAAUGCACAGUUGAAACAGACUCAGGAUGCUCUGAAAGAGAAGGAGAAGGAGGUGCAGCAGCUGCAGGCACAGCUGAAGACAGCUCAGGGUUCCUUUAGCCAAGAAGUGAAGAAACUGCAGAGUCAAGUGGCAGAGCUGCAGGCUGCCCAAACUCAGAAGGUGGAAGAGCUGACUAAGUUGAAGGAGCAGAUGACGGGGCUGUCGAAAGAGCUGAGCUCAGAGAAAAGUCGCUGUGCAGAAGUGCAAAAAACCUGUGACAGUACCAAGGAAACUCUCACCAAACUACAAUCUGACUACUAUGGCAAGGAGUCUGAAGUCUCGGCCAUGCGUCAGGACCUCAAGGUGUGUGAGGACAAGCUGGCUCUUGCUCAGGAGGAGCUGGUAGCCAGCACCAACCAGCUGAACAACCGUGAUGCCCAGAUCCAGGACCUGAAGGCGGCCAGAGCUGCGUUGGAGAAGGACCUGGGCAAGAGAGAUGAAAAGCUCAAACAACAGGAGGAGGCACUCCGACAACUUCAGAAACAACAGGAACUAACACAGGAGCAGCUGAAGAAGGAACACAGUCAAGUGGAGGAGAUGAGGGAGGCUCAGAGUGCUCUAGAGAAAGACCGCAGCAAGCUUAGUGCAGAGCUCAAAGCUUUGGCAGACAAGAGUGAGAAGGAGGUCAAAGAGCUGCAGGCAGCGAAGCAGCUGUUACUCCAGCAGAAAGUGGAUCUGCAGGGCAAAGUGGAGGCGGCUCAGGCUACGCUGGAGCAGGAGAAAAGAGAACACCAAACUACUCGUGACUCCAUCCAACAAACACAGCAGCAGCACAAAGCAGAGACGGACAAACUGCAGAAACAGCUGGCGCUGGAGGUGAAGGCUAAAGAGGAGGUGGACAAGCGGAGGGAGGAUGCAGAGGCUAAGCUAACGAUGCAGGUUUCUGCACUGAAUGAGAAUGUGGCGACGCUGAAGCGUGAGUGGCAGGGCAGCCAGAGGCGUGUGGGUGAGCUGGAGAAGCAGACCGAUGAGCUGCGUGGGGAGAUUGCUGUGCUGGAGGCCACGGUGCAGAACAACCAGGAUGAGAGGCGUGCCCUGCUGGAGAGAUGUGUGAAGGGUGAGGGAGAGAUUGAGAAGUUGCAGGGUAAAGUGGUGGAGAUGAGAAGGAAACUGGAUGACACUACAGCAGCCAUGCAGGAGCUGGGCAGAGAGAACCAAUCUUUACAGAUAAAGCAGUCGCAGUCACUCACACGGAAGUGGGCGGAGGACAACGAGGUGCAGAACUGCAUGUCCUGUGGGAAAGGCUUCUCCGUGACCAUCCGGAAGCAUCACUGUCGCCACUGCGGCAACAUCUUCUGUGCCGAGUGCUCGGCCAGGAACGCCCUGACGCCGUCCUCCAAGAAGCCUGUGCGAGUGUGUGAGGCGUGCUUUGAGGAGCUCCAGGGCUGACUGCCGUCUGCCUCCUCCUCACCCCACCAGCCAGCUGCUCCUCCAGCCUCUAUUCCACACGCUUUACACUGACUCUUCCCGUGCAGGAGAGCUGCUUUACUCAGCCCCACAGGCAGGGGCAGAGAGGAGAGGUGUGGUAGGGCAGCAGGGCUGUGUGGGGGCUGUGGAGAGAGAUAAUUGAGGAGCAGUCUGCCUUUGAUCUGCUGACUGGGCUUGAGGUGGCCGCUCCUCCUUUCUGCCAGAGUGCAGCCGGACCAGAGGGCCAGCCCUCAUCUGAACAGUGCCUUGGUCACUUCUGAGACCGUAUGGGGUUCUGAAGAAUCCAGAGAGAAAAAAAAAGGGAGAGCAGUCCAGCAGCUUGGUGCGCUUGGGCCCUUUUCAAAGUUUAUUUGUAAUAGAAGGGGUUUUAAAUGGUUUUAGCUUCUGGAUGUCAAACUGAGAGAUUUCUGCUGCAAGCUUUUGCUCGUAUUCAGCAUAGCAGUGGUAAAUCUGUCAGAGUAAAAUCCAGGCCUUUUUUUGUUGUUUUAGUUGUUGUUUAUUUGAUGUCAUGAUGUUGAAAGGACAAAGCAGGAUGAGACUGUAUUCUACAGCAGUGGUUCCCAGCCUUAGUUUUGUUUCUAGUCCUGGAGGACCCUCUGCUUAUGUCUUAACACACCUGUUCAAACUAUUCAGCUAAUUACAAACCUCUUCCCUGAGGUCCUGUAGACAAGUCAUUUAAAAACUGAAGAUUUUCUCUGUAUUUCGGUCCUUUUGUUCAUCACAAUCAUUGUUGUGUGGACAAGAAACGCAGAGCUUUGUAUAAAUGCUAACAUUAAAUUGCGUACAGGUUUCUGGCAGAAUUCCAAACACCAUUUUUUUCCUAUGCAAUGAACUACAUAAAGCUUAAAACUACAUCUACACACAGAUAAGACUACACUUUAGAUUUUCAUCAUAUGAAUCAAUGUAAAUGCUGCUUUACUACAAAUAUAUAAUUCUCUGUUUAAGUUUAAAGUUCAUCAUUUAAUGACUUGCAUAGUUCACAGCUUACAAAAACAGUGAGCAAUUUGGCAUUUAAUCUCUGUAUGAGGUACUGUCGCUUCCAACAUGACUAGCAUGCUGAUGGCUGUGUUUCUUUUCUCUGUGUAAAUGUGUGGAAAAUAUCUUUACAAAAAAUAUUGAAGAAAUAUUUUAAAGAUAUUUGGAUACGUGUGGGUUUUGCCCAGGUGAAAAAAGGUGGUGAGUGAAAGCAGGGCCCUUCAGGAUUAGGGUUGUGGGGUCAGAACCACUGCACUACAGCAUACUCUGAAGUCUUAGACUAGUGGAUCCCAACCCUGGCCUUGAAGGACCCUCUACUCUACAUAUUGUAGUGUUUACUAAGCUCUUAAUGCCUGGUUCACACUUCUGGUAUAUGAUUGGUUGUGAUGUGAUCACGAGUCCUUCAAUUGUUGUGGCUUUCGUACUAAAUGACCAGCAGACCAUGAUCAGCUACACUGGGUCACAAAUGACACGAUCUGGCUGCUCUCCAGAAACACAUUUUGUCACAAGGGUACACAAGAACGUUUUGUCAGCAAUCAGAAAACCAGGCUAAACUCAUGUAGUGUAAACUGGGCAUAAGACACAAUAUUCAGCUAAUCAGCUCAUAUUUGAGUUGAAGGUGGUGUGUUGGAGCAAGAGUCCUCCAGGUCUAGGGUUGGGAAGCACUGCCUGAGACAGAUCAGGGUUGAUUCCAGCUUCUUAGAUUGAAUAGAUGAAGCUCUCGUUAGAGACUGGUUCAGAUCUUCUUUGUAACUUUAACUUAAACCUUCUUGAAAAUUCAGGCAUGUUUUCUUUCUGUAAUUUCAGUGUAACCUAACAUGCUUGCGAUGCUGCUCAUAUCUUCAUGAUUGACACUUUUUGUUUCUUUGUAUUUUUAACACAUUUUUAAUGUUUCAUUUAUUAAUUCAACUUUAUCAGGUGCAUUCUGACAGUAUGUAUGCAGACGUCUCUAAUGAUUAACUGGUCAUGAUUCUUCACACAAUCCAUUAUUUGCACAAGCUUAUGCUCUGCUGUUAAGCAAUAAUUGUGGUGCUGUGGCUGUUCUUGUGUGCGCGUUGUGUCUGUGUGUGUGCGUGCGUGUGUAUGCAUAGAAAAGCCUAAAGGUGUACUGAUUGUAUAAUGCGCAAAACAUGGGUUGUCUCAUCAUCAAGCAAUCUUUUACCAUCCCUCAGCAUUCUGCAUCAUCUGUGAGGGAAAAAGUACCUUUUAAGAAGACCAUGAUGCAGUCAUUAUCUAUGUCUAUGUCUACAUGUAAAGAGAACGGCAGUGAUGUCUGCAUGGAUGCUAGAAGCUGCGGGAAUUAACUGAAUGGAAGUGCUAAAUCUGUAACUAAAUGCAGUUUGGACUCCAGGUUCCGUUGUUACCCUGCACAGAUACCUGUAGCUGCUGUCUGGUCCUCUCCAGCACUGUAUUGGCUGUUGUCUAGCUGUGCCACAGUGAUGUGUUUGUUGCUCUACAGGCAGAAGAAGGCUUGCCUCAGCAUUGUGGUGGUGAUGGUGGUACUUAAGUGUAUUUCAGGUGCAUGCCUUUACUUUACUUUUCUUAUUCACACUGCAGUGUCCUUUUUUAUUUUCUUUAAGGCCCUGUCCACGUGUACCUGGAUUUUUUUUUCUUUUUUGGUCAAAAUUUAGGUUUUCAUCCAUUUUGUUUUUUUUCCAUUCACAAGAUAAUGCAGUUUCAGCGAGCUUUUCAAAAAAUGCUUGCCGAUUAGGGCUGCUACCAAUGUUUUUUUUUUGGUAGUCGACUGAACGGUUCAUUAUUUUUCUGAUUAUUUCAUUAGUCAGCAUUUUUUUCUGCCAUGCCCUCCAUCAGUUUUCCUGCAAAACAAGAGUAACAGAUAGACAUGGGAUUCACAGAAGACGUGUAAAUGUGGAUUGUUCUAAUCUGUUUGGGCACUUUUGGUGACCAGCCUAUAAUCCUCCCCCCAACGCGCCAUUUUAAAAUUAAUGAUUAGUUGACAAUGAAAUUUGUAGUUGAUAAUUAUUUUUCUAGUUCACAUUAUUGAUUAUGUUGACUAAUUGUUACAGGCCACACAAUGUGGAGAUUUUUUUAAAGCUCUGUCAUCAGUGUUGUUUACACAGUUUAAACAGACUUUUGUGUAAACACUGAUGGCAAAAACGCAUGUAUGUUUCAGGCUGAAUCUCAAAUACCUCUUUACUCCUUUAUAUAGUGCUACAUAAGGCAUAAAACAGCUACACCUACAUGUAGAUCACCCAAGCUUUCAGAUUUUGAUGUAUAAUUAAAUGUAAAUACUGCUCCAUUACCAAUAUAUAAUACUUGUUAAUAUGUACUAUUUUUCAAUUUAUAAUUUGUAAUUCUGUCACUUGUCUUAUACAUUAUGUAAGUAGUGUAUACUGUCUCUGGAACUAUUUUUUUUUUAAACAGAAGGAGGGCAAGCCUAAAAAUAUAUAAAAAAAAAAAAAAAACAAUCCAUACAUGUAAGGUUGUAGCUUUAAAACAGUUUUUUUUUUUUUUUUUUUUUUUUUUUUUUUAAAAGGAUUUUCAUAAAAAAAAUCAACAAAAAAAAAAAAAAAUGAAAUCCAGAUGUGUGUGGACGGGGCCUAACACACCAAACGCACAUGGAAAUGCAACAGGAGCUGCACAUGUAGUAUGUGUAUCAGUGUAGAUUCAGUUGCGUUUCUUUCUUUUGUGUUUCUCCACCUACCUCUGGACUGUUUGUGCCCCAGCAUUGGUUUUUCCUUCACGCUGCAAGCUCGGUGUUCCAACCACAGAUGUUCCAUGGCAACGCUGUGUUUGACUGUCACCCUUUAUAAGUUAUUAUGGAAGAAGAAUGAAGUCUGUUAAAGAUUAACUGGUGAUUUGAAUGUUAAUUAUACCACAGAUUACCGAUAUCACGCCAUCCUGGUCCUGCCAAGUGCCAUAGCCUACCUGGUCUCGCUCUUCCUAGCAACCGCAACCACAACACGCUAUCUAUCAUUCCUGGGGACUGAAGCAAUGCUGUAAUUAUAUCUGCAAAAUGUUGUAUAUCACAUUCAGGAGAUAAAAAAAACGGGAGAAAUAUUGUAUUAAUAUUGUACAAAGACACAUUUCUUGGGAAGAUUCAUAAAUAAAUGGGUGUCAUUUAUUAUUAUUAUUAAUAGAAUUGUGAAACACAUCACUAUUGUCCAUUUUAGGAGUAACACUACACUGUAAUCGAGUGUGUCAUCAUGUGCGUCAGUUGUGCAUGAGCUGUGACCUGGCUUACAGUCGCAUAGCAGGGUGUUACUGUUCGUGAUCACGUGAGUGUGCCUUAUUUAAGCCGCGCUUUUUUACUGUCACAUCUGCUCUUUUGUCACAUGGAUUAAUUUGACCGCUGUGUGUGUGUGCGCCUAAAUUACCACUAAAAACUGUUGGUAUGGAGAGACUACCUGAAUGGAUUAUGAACGUAAUUUAUGUCAAUAGGUAUUAUUUGUUUUCUAAUUUUUCAUCAAUAUGUUUAAGAGUAAAUAAACUAGGUGUUUCUAUUUUCAA
Astyanax mexicanus (Mexican tetra) is the source of this 9105-nucleotide messenger RNA. RefSeq names its product early endosome antigen 1 (gene eea1). Lineage: Eukaryota; Metazoa; Chordata; Actinopteri; Characiformes; Acestrorhamphidae. Bases 490 to 4620 code for a protein of 1376 amino acids. Gene Ontology annotation, biological process: endocytosis. Gene Ontology annotation, cellular component: early endosome. The record is from RefSeq and is a predicted model, not a curated record. The transcript has 31 exons. Gene Ontology annotation, molecular function: metal ion binding; 1-phosphatidylinositol binding.